Molecule: messenger RNA, 1359 nt
Organism: Staurois parvus
Lineage: Eukaryota; Metazoa; Chordata; Amphibia; Anura; Ranidae
Source: the annotation of a GenBank genome assembly
GGCUAGAAUGUGCAGCAGAUGGCCACCCCACCCCAGAGAUUGCGUGGCAGAAAGACGGCGGCACAGACUUCCCUGCCGCUCGGGAGCGGCGCAUGCAUGUUAUGCCCGAAGAUGAUGUCUUCUUCAUUACAGAUGUCAAAAUCGAGGAUAUGGAGGGGAGUCUACAGCUGCACGGCCCAAAAUUCUGCCGGAUCACUGUCUGCGAAUGCAACACUGACUAUACUCGAGAUGCCAUUUUUGGCUCAUCCACUAGAAGACCGCAUGGUUUCUGCUGGGGCCACGUUAGCGUUACAGUGCAAAGCUAACGGCAGCCCUCCACCACGGAUAACAUGGCUGAAAGGAGACGAGCCCAUCAUAGUAACAGACAGGCACCAUUUCACACCCGGUAACCAGCUGCUCAUCAUACGAAACGUGGUACAGGAAGAUGCCGGGAAAUAUACCUGCGAGAUGUCCAACACACUUGGGACAGAGCGUGCUUACAGCCAAGUUAGUAUCUUCCCUACUUCGGGCGGCUGUGUGUUGGAGUCCAGUAAAAUGGAGGGGACCAUGACUUUCGGAAUCAUCACCAUCGCUGUUGUGUGUAGCAUCGUUUUAACGUCUCUUGUGUGGGUGUGCAUCAUCUACCAAUCCCGAAAGAAGAGCGAGGAGUACAGCGUCACCAAUACAGACGAAACCAUUGUUCCUCCAGAUGUGCCAAGUUACCUGUCUUCUCAAGGCAUCUGUUCCAGCGACGGCACUGGGAAUACUGAUGUGGAGGCCUGUAAUAUUGGCCAUAGACAGCCGCGGCCCUGUGUAGGAUGCAACUCCGUCGAACCUUGUCAAAGAGCCAGUGGAUUGUUCAGCACAGAAAGCCCAGGUUAUGGAUACCAGGUUGUGUGUACGGACUGCUUAGAAGGCCGCGCUAUGUACACCAAGGACCCCGACUAUUGUCCACAGACAUUACCACCUCUAGACUGUUCAUAUGAAAGACCUAGGAAUGGCCACGAUGGCUACAGAAAUGGCAUUGACCAUUCUACAACACCAAACUGUCAUCAGAACCCGGGGGCUGUCAGCUACAACAAGAUGGAUGCCUGUGAAAUUGUGUACCCCAGCAAUCACGAAAGGAUUCCUUUCUUGAGUGAACACCAGACACACGUGUUGGUGUCGGAUUCACAAGGUUCACACCUAGAGCCAUUAAUCAGGUCGCCUCCUCCAGAUUUAUAUCACCAGCCUUCAGCACAGGACUGUUUUCUACAGCAAAAAUCACACUUAGCAGAACCUCCUCACCACGAGGGGGCAGCCAAAGGGACGCUGCUCUCUAAUGGACACGCAUUGACUGCCCAGCACAAGCCACACAGUGGAUCAGACGAUUCCAAAUGA